Molecule: messenger RNA, 2665 nt
Organism: Erpetoichthys calabaricus (reedfish)
Lineage: Eukaryota; Metazoa; Chordata; Cladistia; Polypteriformes; Polypteridae
Product: stonin-1
Exons: 4
Coding region: 236-2422 (728 amino acids)
Biological process (GO): synaptic vesicle endocytosis; regulation of endocytosis; clathrin-dependent endocytosis
Cellular component (GO): synaptic vesicle; AP-2 adaptor complex
Molecular function (GO): clathrin-cargo adaptor activity
Source: RefSeq, a predicted model, not a curated record
AAGAAGGGCGGAGGGUGCGCGCGUUUGUGCACGCGCUCGCUCCCCGCUCUCAGUUGCUUCACUUAUUGCCCGCUGGACGCUGCCGGGAUGAGUUCUCCGUUAGGAUAGCGGUGUGGCUGUGAUUCCUCUGCCAUUUUGUGCGAGACCUACUAACCUAAGGGAUCCAUACUGAUCACGUCGUAACUACAAAAAUAUCCAAAGAAUAAGUUAAUGUAAAAGCAUCAUUGCACAAACAAUGUGUUCUGAAAACCACCCCAGCUGGGUCAAGUUUGAUGAUGACAACACAGCCUUCCAGUUGCCACAGAAGCCUCUGCAGUCCCCAGACACUCAUACCAGCAUCCCCAGACCCAAUGGAUUGAAACUAAACCUGCCUCCUUACCAUGAAUACUCCAGAAGGUCUUCCUCCUUAAGCAGCAGUCCAUUAACAUCGCCUCUGACUUAUUUCAAUGGGAGCCCCUGUGUUCCUAGUAAUACACCACUAUGUACACCAAUUAGAGAAACGCCAGGAAGCUCUUUUUCCAUGCAGUCAGGAUUAUAUAAUCCAUUUGCAGUUUUCAAGAUGUCUUUACCAUCUAACAGCAAUUCAUCUUCAUUGCUUGUUGAGGAUAUCAGUUCAGAUUCUCAAAACACCACCAGGGUCUUCACAGCAGAGCCUUCCAUAUCGCAGACUGCAUUCACCCCAGAGAUGUCUGGUCAGUUCCUUCCUUUCCAAGAGGACAAUGGUCAUUCAAACCCUUUUCUGAUCGAAGCGCAACAGUCAGGGAGUUCCUCCUCAGGUUCUGAACAUAACUUAUCUGAGAACAAUUUCUCUCACUUUUACUAUAAAAAAGAGAAAGGUGAUCCCCGUCGAAGCCAUAUUCAAAAUUCCUUCAACUAUAUUUGUGAGAAACUUGCCAGGCUUCAGGCCUGUGAAACAGAAGAGCGGUCAGCGUUGCAUCAUAACCCUGAGUCUCGUGGCUUUGUCCCACAGGGCCUGUUUUGUAGUGAAAACCGAGAUGGCUGGCCUCUAAUGUUGAGAAUUCCUGAAAAGAAAAAUCGAAUGUCAUCACGCCAAUGGGGGCCAAUUUACCUCAAACUUUUAAGAGGUGGUGUUUUGCAAAUGUACUAUGAGAAGGGCUUAGAGAAGCCUUUCAAAGAGUUUCAACUGAACCCCUAUUGUAGGCUUUCUGAGCAUAAGGUAGAAAACUUCAAUGAGCCAGGAAAAAUUCAUACUGUAAAGAUUGAACAUGUUUCUUAUACAGAAAAAAAGAAAUACCAUCCUAAAGCAGAAGUGGUCCAUGAGGCAGAAGUAGAACAACUCUUGAAAUUUGGAAGCACAUCCUAUGGUGAUUUUGUAGAUCUGUUAAACACAAUUGAGGAAGAACUAAUGAGCCUGCCAGGCCACUCACUUCAAAGAAAGCAUUAUGAAGAGCAAGAGCUGACACUAGAAAUUGUAGACAACUUGUGGGCACAGCUUUCAAAGGAUGGAACGAUUAUUGAAAACACUGUUAUAACCCGGGUUUUUUGCUUGGCAUUUGUCAAUGGCAGCAUUGAUUGUUUCUUGGCUUUAAAUGACUCUGAACUUCAGAAUCGAGACCCAAAUUACAGUGAGGAUGUGAGUGAGAACUGGAUAGACAUUGCUGACUACUCUUUUCACAAGUGUGUCAAAGAAGAUGAUUUUCAAAAUCUGAGAAUUGUAAAAUUUAUGCCUCAUGAUGCCUGCAGAUUUGAGCUAAUGCGGUUUAGAACACUUUCAGCUAAUUGUGAUCUGCCAUUCUCAAUAAAAGCAGUAGUUACUGUGCAGGGAGCCUACAUUGAACUGCAGGCAUUCUUGAACAUGUCUACCAUUUUGGUGCAUUCUGACUAUUUACCAGCAUGUGAAAAUGUUGUUGUUCAGAUACCUGUUCCAGGAGAAUGGAUAAAAGUCUCUCGCACAGUAAGCCUUCUCAGGCAGAAGUCUUUAAAAUCUAAAAUGAACAGAAAUGCCUGCCUUGGAUCUGUGAGUACAGCUGAAACAGAGCAAGUCAUGCAGGUCACAACUGGCACAGUUAAAUAUGAGGAUGCCUUUGGAGCAAUUGUGUGGAGGAUUGACCGACUGCCAGCCAAAAAUGCACCACCGGAUCAUCCACACUGUUUUUCAUGUAGACUUGAACUGGGUUCAGAUCAAGAAAUCCCAUCCAACUGGUACCCUUACAUAACAGUGGAGUUUGAAGUGGCUUGUACAGCAGCCUCCCAGACAAGAGUCAUUUCCUUGGGCAUUGAAAGCGACAUUCAGCCACAGAAGCAUAUAUUUAGCAAGGCUCGCUACCACUGCCAGGUGGAAAUAGACAAAAAGUGGAUCCAUGAAGAAGAUGAGCCAAGGAAACACAAUGGAAUGCUUGCAGCAAUGAUGAAGUGCAGAAGAAUUACAAGCCUCAAGAGGACAAAAGGCCUCAAUAAUUAAACCCUACAAUAUUUCAAAUACUGAAGCUGGCUAUGUAAGGCUUAAUGCUUCUGUGCUUAAUUUCCACUGUCUCUAUUAAGUGAAACAAAAGGAGAAGGUAACUUAAUUUCCUAGAAGGUUAACCGUAAUACUAAUGUUCAGAUCAUGAGUACUAAACUGUGUUCUUAGGGCUGUAUAUAAUAUGCAUUGAGCAAAGACUUUUACACUCAAACCAAUAUGUGCAAUAAAUAUGCGUUUCUUAUA